Lepus europaeus (European hare) is the source of this 2094-nucleotide messenger RNA. RefSeq names its product maestro heat-like repeat family member 5. The transcript is spliced from 17 exons. Lineage: Eukaryota; Metazoa; Chordata; Mammalia; Lagomorpha; Leporidae. The record is from RefSeq and is a predicted model, not a curated record. Gene Ontology annotation, cellular component: cytoplasm. Bases 1 to 2094 code for a protein of 697 amino acids.
AUGAGCCCCGAGCCAAUCAACAUAGACUCUGGGCAGAAGAUGGAGCUGGUGACCAACGAUGAGUCGUCACAAGCCCUGAGGACGCCCGUGGACACCCAGAAGGAAGGGGCCGUGCCCUCCGCGCUGGGCCGCCACGUCGGCCUGCUGACCCUGCUGUGGCGCGACAUGGAGGAGGCGACCCGGAAGUACUCCCAGCAGUGCGUGACCCUCCUGCUGCAGCUCACCGUCCUGCAGAGGGGGAGGAUGGCGGCGUCCAUGCGUCUCAGUAAACUGAAGCAAAGUGAAAUUCGGGCGAGCAGAGACUGGGAGGUGAAACUCUACAGCGCCGUGAAGGCCUUCGAGCGGGACCUGACCGUGGCCCAGCACACGCAGCUGGUACUGACGCUGCUGCCCGGCCUGUGCAGCCACAGCCGCCUGAGCUGCGACCUGGCCUCCAAGCUCCUCCUGCUGAUGUUUGAGGAGCCGGGCCUCAAGCCGGAGCAGGUGGCGGAGGUCCUGAACAACCUGUUCCAGCAGCUGCCCCACAUCCCGCUGCCACACGUGCAGCAGGACGCGAUGAAGGCCGUGACGGUUCUGGGCACCCAGCACCCACAGGAGACGGUCGAGGUGGUGCUAUCCCUGUGCCACCCCUCGGAGAGGAGGACCUUGCCCCUGUGGCAGGCCCUGGCCGCCAACCACCAGCUGGCCUGCAAGGUCAUAACUCUGCUCUACAUGAAACUUAAGUUGCGCCCCCCCAGGGGGCUCACCCGACCCAGCCCCCAGACCCAGCUCAUCUCCCUGCUGGCCCUGGGCACCAUCUAUGAGCUCCUGUACACCCAGGAGUACAGGCGAACCAUCCACUGGGCCUUCGCGGGCAUCCUCCUGGGGCUGCUCACCCAGCUGCACUACCUGUUCGAGCUGGGUGUGGUGGAGGACGUGGCCGACUUCCAGGAGGACAGCCUGGACAGCAAGCCCCUCAGCCCCUUCAGGACGUGCCUGGAGGCCCUGAAGGGCCUCUUCUGGACCACCAGCUACUGGGAGGUCUUCGCCUACAUCCAGCUGCUGCAGGGCUGGGCGCUCCUGGAGCGCCUGGACACCUACGCGGAGGGAGUGAGCCUCUUGGCCAGGGCCAUGGUGCAGUAUGACUGUGAGGUCAAGGCUGUCCUGGGCCAGGUGGUCAUCUCCCUGAAGAGCAUGGAGGAGCGAGACAACGUGGUGGCCAUCCUCCUCCUCACGGAGUUCCUCAACAGCGCGGAGGUCUUCCAGCACGCAUCCCGGAAGAAGAUGGACAUCCUCCUGAGCCUGGGCCUGGGCCACGGCAACCAGCUGGUGCGGGCCAUGAGCCUCAAGGGCCUCAGCAGCACCACCAUGCACCCCAAAAAGGUGUUCCUGCUGCGGAACCAGCUGGCCGGGCUGCUGGACAGCUUCCUGCGGCCGGACACCAAGGAUCUCACAGGCCUGAUGGAGAUCCUGGGCGACAUCCUGCACCGCCUGGGCCUGCAGGGCGCCGGCUCUGCCAGCAUCAAGCUCGCCCAGCACCUGCUGUCCUUGUUCGAGGACGAGCGGGAGGAGGUGCGCAGCGAGGCCAUCUUCCUGUUUGGAGAUGUCAUAGACAGCGGCAGCAGGAAGUUCCGGCAGGUGUUCAAGACCCUCGCCUUCCAGGCCGUGGUGCCCCUGCUCUUGCACAUGGCUGACCCCUGCCCCGCCGUGGCCGCGAAGUCCAAGUCCACGCUCCUGCGCUGCGCCCUCCUGCUCAAGUGGGAGUUCCGGAAGGAGCUGUUCGGCAAGCUGGCGUGGGGCCACGGCCCGGGCGCCGAGAAUGACAUUUUCGUCUACAUGGUGGAGAGCAACUUUGGCAAGUACCCCCAGUUCCUGCUGCAGGCCCUGGUCUACCUGAGGAGCCCACACAGGGCCCUGAAGCUGGCCGCCAUGAAGUUCAUCGGGGCCCUGCUGCAGGACUACUUCCCAGAGCUCUGCUUCUACAUGAGGAAGGGCGACCUGCCCGUCGUCAGGAGUUACUUGGAGCCCCUGGAGCAGGACCGGGACCCGGCGAGCCGCAGGUUCUACCGGAACUUCCUGGAGGACAUAAAGGAGCUGUCCCGCAGUGUGACCUGA